GAGCUCACACAUAGGAUGCUCGAUGUCCUCCAGGCAAUCACCAGAGCUGUAUAAAAGCCCUCUGCAUUAAGUCUUUCCAUCCACUUCUCUCAACCUCGCUCACCUUCGUGAACUGGACUGACUUUCACCCCCACAAGAUGUCUUGCUACGACCUGGUCUCCAGCUCUGCCUGUGGCGUUGCUCGCCCUCAGCCCCUCGCUGACACCUGCAAUGAACCAUGUGUCCGUCAGUGCCCUGAUACCACCACUGUGAUCCAGCCACCUCCAGUGGUCGUCACCUUCCCUGGCCCCAUCCUCAGCUCUUUCCCCCAGGAUUCAGUUGUGGGAUCCUCUGGAGCACCCUUUGUUGGGGGCUAUGGAGGCCUGGGAGGCUAUGGCUCAAUUGGCUAUGGGGGUUACGGCUACGGGGGCUAUGGCUCCCUGGGCUAUGGGGGUCUCUAUGGCUAUGGGGGCUAUGGCUCUCUGGGCUAUGGUGGUCUCUAUGGCUGUGGGAGCUCUCUGGGUUACAGGGGACUGUAUGGAAGAUCCUAUGGGUUUGGCUCUUGCAGCCCUUACUCCUACCGUUUCAGCAGGUACCGCCGUGGUAGCUGUGGCCCCUGCUAAAUCCUACUGAAAUAUCCCAGACAAGGUAUAACUGACAAAUGAGAUGUGAUGGCUCCAGAGCUAACAAGAUCUGAACCUCCAGUGCUCUGUUCCAUGACCAUAAGAUAUAUCCCUUAGCCCCUUCUGCAUUUCUUCUCUUAAUCUCUACUUUUAGUUCCUGCCUUUUCUUCCAUCAUAUUUCUAUAUUGCCUGGUGUGAACAUGCAACAAAGUUGCUCAAAAUGGUUCCUGUUUUUUUAAAUCAACAGCUAAAACUCAGGAAAAAAAACCUAAAAUCAAUUAUAUGUGACUGUAUUUCCUGACAAGAGAACAGUUUCAUUCUUAGAGGCUCUGAAAAUUUGUUCCUUUUCUCACUGUCAUUAAAAGUUUAUUGUAUCAAA
Molecule: messenger RNA, 981 nt
Organism: Melopsittacus undulatus (budgerigar)
Lineage: Eukaryota; Metazoa; Chordata; Aves; Psittaciformes; Psittaculidae
Product: scale keratin-like
Exons: 2
Coding region: 138-602 (154 amino acids)
Cellular component (GO): intermediate filament
Molecular function (GO): structural constituent of cytoskeleton
Source: RefSeq, a predicted model, not a curated record